Molecule: messenger RNA, 1975 nt
Organism: Ochotona curzoniae (black-lipped pika)
Lineage: Eukaryota; Metazoa; Chordata; Mammalia; Lagomorpha; Ochotonidae
Gene: LRRC4C
Product: leucine rich repeat containing 4C
Exons: 1
Coding region: 1-1923 (640 amino acids)
Biological process (GO): regulation of axonogenesis; synaptic membrane adhesion; modulation of chemical synaptic transmission
Cellular component (GO): plasma membrane; postsynaptic density membrane; glutamatergic synapse
Molecular function (GO): cell-cell adhesion mediator activity
Source: RefSeq, a predicted model, not a curated record
AUGUUGAACAAGAUGACCUUACAUCCACAGCAGAUAAUGAUAGGUCCUAGGUUUAACAGGGCCCUACUUGACCCUCUGCUUGUGGUGCUGCUGGCUCUUCAACUUCUGGUGGUGGCCGGUCUCGUAAGGGCUCAAACCUGCCCCUCGGUGUGCUCCUGCAGCAACCAGUUCAGCAAGGUGAUUUGUGUACGGAAAAACCUGCGUGAGGUUCCGGAUGGUAUUUCCACAAACACGCGACUGCUGAACCUACAUGAGAACCAAAUCCAGGUCAUCAAAGUGAACAGCUUCAAACACUUGAGGCACCUAGAAAUUCUGCAGUUGAGCAGAAACCAUAUUAGAACCAUUGAAAUUGGGGCCUUUAAUGGUCUGGCGAAUCUUAACACUUUGGAACUCUUUGACAAUCGUCUUACUACCAUCCCAAAUGGAGCUUUUGUAUAUUUGUCUAAACUGAAGGAGCUUUGGCUGAGAAACAACCCCAUUGAAAGCAUCCCUUCUUAUGCUUUUAACAGAAUACCUUCUUUGCGCCGACUAGACUUAGGGGAAUUAAAAAGGCUUUCAUAUAUCUCAGAAGGUGCCUUUGAAGGUCUGUCCAACUUGAGGUAUUUGAACCUUGCCAUGUGCAACCUUCGGGAAAUCCCUAACCUCACACCGCUCAUAAAACUAGAUGAGCUGGAUCUUUCUGGGAACCAUUUGUCUGCCAUCAGGCCUGGCUCUUUCCAGGGAUUAAUGCACCUUCAAAAACUGUGGAUGAUACAGUCCCAGAUUCAAGUGAUUGAACGGAAUGCCUUUGAUAAUCUGCAGUCACUAGUUGAGAUCAACCUGGCACACAACAAUCUAACAUUACUGCCUCAUGACCUCUUCACACCUUUGCAUCACCUAGAGCGGAUACACUUACAUCACAACCCUUGGAACUGUAAUUGUGACAUACUGUGGCUUAGCUGGUGGAUAAAAGACAUGGCUCCCUCCAACACAGCUUGUUGUGCCCGGUGCAACACACCUCCCAAUCUGAAAGGGAGGUAUAUUGGGGAACUCGACCAGAAUUACUUUACAUGCUAUGCUCCUGUGAUUGUGGAGCCCCCUGCAGACCUCAACGUCACUGAAGGCAUGGCAGCUGAGCUGAAGUGUCGGGCUUCCACGUCCCUGACAUCUGUAUCUUGGAUUACUCCAAAUGGAACAGUCAUGACACAUGGGGCAUACAAAGUGCGGAUAGCUGUGCUCAGUGAUGGUACGUUAAAUUUUACGAAUGUAACAGUGCAAGAUACGGGCAUGUACACUUGUAUGGUGAGUAAUUCUGUUGGAAAUACUACUGCUUCAGCCACUCUGAAUGUUACUGCAGCAAGCACUACUCCCUUCUCUUACUUUUCCACCGUCACGGUAGAGACUAUGGAGCCUUCUCAGGAUGAGGCAAGGACCACAGAUAACAACAUAGGCCCCACUCCAGUGAUUGAUUGGGAAACCACCAAUGUUACCACUUCUCUCAUGCCACAGAGCACAAGGUCAACAGAAAAGACAUACACAAUCCCAGUGACUGACAUAAACAGUGGGAUUCCAGGAAUAGAUGAAGUCAUGAAGACUACCAAAAUCAUCAUUGGGUGUUUCGUGGCCAUCACACUCAUGGCUGCAGUGAUGUUGGUCAUUUUCUACAAGAUGAGGAAGCAGCACCAUCGGCAAAACCAUCAUGCCCCCACGAGGACUGUUGAGAUCAUCAAUGUGGAUGAUGAGAUUACAGGGGACACGCCCAUGGAAAGCCACCUGCCCAUGCCUGCUAUUGAGCAUGAGCACUUAAAUCACUAUAACUCUUACAAAUCUCCCUUCAAUCACACAACAACAGUUAACACAAUAAAUUCAAUACACAGUUCAGUGCAUGAACCGUUAUUGAUUCGAAUGAACUCUAAAGACAAUGUACAAGAGACUCAAAUUUAAAACAUUUAUUACAGAGUCACAGAAAACAAACAAUUAUAAAAAGACAGUUUAU